AUGGGGGAUAUACAAGAAAGGCCAUUAGAUCUUUCGAAGAGAUCACGGCAACGGCGGUUGAGGUCGCCGGAGACAAAAAUCCAAGCAGUUAACAGAGUUCACAAUGGUGAAUCAAAGGCAGCAGUGGCACGUGACAUCGGUGUACCUGAAUCCACCCUUAGAGGGUGGUGCAAGUCUGAGCAAAAAUUACUCUCGCAAUUAAAUAACAUGAGAGCAUCGGGAGCAUCAAUGCCAGGAACAUCCUUGGAACAAAUUCUAACUACUUCUAGUGUUGAUAACAAUAGUGCAGUCGGUGGAUCAUCGUCGAGAUCAACACCUACAACUUCCCAAGCGAUGUUGGGAAUUCCAUCGACAUCUACAGCUACCGAGAGAGUUACUGAUGAAUUUGAAGCUGGACCGUCGCAAAAAAGAAGAAAAAUAGAGAACACUUCUGCUUCCAGUAGUACGAUGGUAAAUAAUAUGCCAUCAACAUCGGGUCGUCAACCGAUGAUCAACCAUGAUGCGAACAUAUAUAAUUCGUAUUUAUACCAUGCCAAUUUGCCUGAUACGACCAAGUCAAAUGUGCCAGCAGCCAUAUUAUCCACACUUGCGAAGAGUUCGGAAUAUUAUGCUUUUUCUGCAGCAUACAUGAAUUUUGUUGAAACUCUGGCUAGGACCAAUACGUCGUCAGCGUUGAUGAGGGGGCCACCCUGCGAGCGGGGUACUCGCGGCGCGACCUCUGCCUUCCAUGAUAGAGCGAGGCGAGGGGGAGGUGGUGUCUCCCUCUCGCCUGGUAGAGUAAAAGACUUUCCCCCUCCCCCCUAA
Trachymyrmex septentrionalis is the source of this 804-nucleotide messenger RNA. RefSeq lists its product as uncharacterized. The record is from RefSeq and is a predicted model, not a curated record. The coding region runs from base 1 to 804 and encodes 267 amino acids. Gene Ontology annotation, molecular function: DNA binding. The transcript has a single exon. NCBI's taxonomy places the organism in Eukaryota, Metazoa, Arthropoda, Insecta, Hymenoptera, Formicidae.